AUGAUUCAAAAUUCUGGUUCAGAGGAGGAUGCACAUGCUCUGAUGGAUGAGAGGAAGAGGAAGAGAAUGAUAUCAAACUUUGAAUCAGCAAGGCGGUCUCGAAUAAGAAAAAAGAAAUAUAUGAAUGAUCUGCUUAGUUUAAUGGAUAAUCUCAAGCAUGAGAAUCAGCAGAUUUUCGAAUCGAUCCAAUCCACUACCCAAAAUUACUUGAAUAUUGAAGCUGAGAACUCAGUCCUGAAAGCUCAAAUCAGUGACUUGAGUUUUAGGAUUUCGGACAUAAGAAUGUUUGAAGUGUUUUUGAGUUUCAGAGGGGAAGACACACGUGCUUCUUUUGUUUCACAUCUCUAUGCCAAUCUUCAAAAUGCUGGAAUUGUUGUGUUCAAGGAUGAUGAGUCACUUCGAAGGGGAGAUCACAUAGAUUCUCUGUUGGAAGCAAUUCGACAGUCUCAAAUUUCUGUUGUUGUUUUCUCAAGAAAUUAUGCAGAGUCACAAUGGUGUCUAAAAGAGUUGGAGAAAAUAAUUGAGUGUCACAGAACCAUAGGGCAGAUGGUAGUACCAGUGUUUUAUGACGUUGAUCCUUCUGAAGUACGUCAUCAAACAGGCGAGUUUGGAAAAUCAUUUCAAAGCCUUUUGAACAGAGUUUCAAUAGAGGAAGGUGAGAAGGAGCUUAGGGAGCGUGGUAAGGUGCAGUGUUGGAGGGAGGCACUUCGUGAAGCUGCUAGCAUCUCAGGAAUUGUAGUCCUAAAUUCCAGGAAUGAGAGUGAGGCUAUCAAAAGCGUUGUUGAAAAUGUUAUACGUUUGUUAGACAAGACAGAGUUGUUCGUUGUUGAUAAUCCAGUGGGAGUAGAAUCUCGAGUGCUAGACACGAUUCAGCUGCUAGAUCUCGAAAAAUCAAAUGAUGUUCUACUGCUAGGAAUGUGGGGAAUGGGAGGCAUUGUCGUGCAUGCUUGCUUCUUUAUUGGAAUGGACCGAAAUGAUGUCAUACAUAUAUUAAAUGGUUCUGGACUUUGUGCAGAAAAUGGAAUACGUGUCCUAGUCGAGCGAAGCCUUGUAACUGUAGAUCAUAAAAACAAGCUUGGAAUGCAUGAUUUGUUACGAGACAUGGGAAGAGAAAUCAUUCGUGGAAAAUCACCGAAGGAGCCUGAAGAACGUAGCAGAUUAUGGUUUCAUGAGGAUGUGCUUGAUGUACUAUCACAACAAUCUGGAACAAAAGCUAUCGAGGGAUUGGCUUUGAAUUUACCAAGAACUGAUGGACAAUGUUUGAAUACUAAAGCUUUUAAGAAUAUGAAAAAGCUCAGGUUACUACAACUUGCUGGUGUAGAUCUUAUUGGAGAUUAUAAAUAUCUUUCCAAAAAUCUGAGAUGGCUUUGUUGGCAUGAAUUUCCUUUAACAGCCCUUCCUGCAAACUUCUAUCAAGGAAGCCUAGUUUCCCUUGAGUUAGAAAACAGUUAUGUUAAACGUGUUUGCAAAAAAGCCCAGGUGAUGGAGAACCUGAAAAUUCUGAAUCUAAGUCAUUCUCAUUAUUUAACACAUACUCCAGACUUUUCAAAUUUGCCUAAUCUUGAAAAGCUGGUACUCAUAGAUUGUCCAAGUCUGUCCGAGGUUUCAUAUACCAUUGGACAUCUCACCAAAGUUCUACUGAUAAACUUUCAAGAUUGUGUUAGCCUUUGUAACCUUCCACGAAGUAUCUAUAAGUUGAAAUCUCUUAAAACACUCAUUCUUUCUGGUUGUUUAAAGAUUGAUAAGUUGGAAGAGGACUUGGAACAGAUGGAGUCUUUGACAACCCUUGUUGCUGAUAAGACUGCAGUAACAACAAUUCCCUUCUCCAUUGUAAGAUCAAAAAGCAUUGGAUAUGUUUCUCUGUGUGGCUAUGAAGGGUUCUUACGGGAUAUGGUUCCCUCUAUCAUUUGGUCUUGGAUGUCGCCAACCAAUAAUAGUCUUUCAUCCCUUGUUCAAAAAUUUGGGGGCCUUUCGUCUCUUGUUUCUUUAGAUGUGCCAAAUAGCAGUUCCCACCAUCUAGCAUCUCUUUCCAAGGACCUUCCAAAACUUGAAAGUCUUUGGGUAGAGUGUGGUUCAGAACUUCAAUUAUCUCAACAUACCAAAAUUAUUUUAGAUGCUUUAUAUGUAACAAAUUUAAGGGAAUCAGAAUCACCUGCAACCACAUCACAAAUGCCAAAUAUCAACGCUUUGGCAUUAAUUGAAUGCAGCAGUCAAGUUCAUGUAUCAGGAUCAAAUCUGUUAAUUCAAAUGGGAAUGAGUUCUGAGGUCUCCUCCAAUCUAAAAGAAAGUAUUUUACAGAAUAAUCAAGAUUGUUUGCUCCCCCAUGAUUGUUAUCCAGAUUGGUUAGCCUUUAACAGCAAAGGCUCUUCUGUGAGUUUUGAAAUCCCUCAAGUGAAUGGAUAUAACUUGAAGACAAUAAUGUGUCAUGUCCAUUAUUCUUCUCCUGACAGUAUAACAUCAGAUGGCCUUAAAAACUUGUUGGUGAUAAAUCACACAAAGGCCACUAUUCAGCUUUAUAAAAGAAAUGCAUUAGCCUUGCUUGAAGAUGAGGACUGGCAGAGGGUAGUAUCAAAUAUAGAGCCUGGUAACAAAGUGGAGGUUGUUGUUGUUUUUGGAAACAGAUUAACUGUGAACAAGACCACAAUUUAUCUCAUUUAUAAGCCAAUGGGUGAAAAAAGUGGAGCACUGUCUUGCACCAAGCAAUAA
Molecule: messenger RNA, 2706 nt
Organism: Sphenostylis stenocarpa
Lineage: Eukaryota; Viridiplantae; Streptophyta; Magnoliopsida; Fabales; Fabaceae
Source: the annotation of a GenBank genome assembly